AUGAGGGACUAUACUGAAAUCCAUUUGUUUUACUAUAUUGGUGAAAAACAGGUGGGCGACAAGUUAUGCGAUUGCCUACCUGCUAAUUUCAUUCCUUGGCAUGGUCAGAACAAAACGCUAUGGCAAACAGUGAAAACUAUUUUGUUACCGGUGUCGUGGUUGGACGCGAACGCACUGAAACUGGGCCAGACUGAACACAUAUCGAUCAAGCAGGAGGAAGUUGCGAUGCACGCAAUGAGAUUCUGUACAUUGUCGAGCAACUCGAGGUUUUUCAUGGUUCAAGGCCCGCCAGGCACUGGAAAAUCAGAUCUUGUUGUCAAUAUAACAUUAAAUUUCCUAAAGAAUUUGGAUAAAGGUAUUGCAAUAUUAUUGCUUGCGCAAUCCAACGCCGCUGUUGAGAAUCUCGUUCGGCGUAUUGUGAUGUUGCGCAAAGAUUUCCCGAAGCCAUUAAAGGAUCGUGUGCGGAUUAUUCGCAUGGGGCGUAACCCGCAAUCUGCCGCUGAUUUGGCAGAUUACCACGUUGACAAUCACGUUGCGCGUCAUUUGCGUAGUAUGUUGUUUCAGCAAGCGCCUCAUUUGAUGCACAGUUAUCGCGUUCUGGAAGAGGAAGUUUUCGCGUUACCUGGGGUUCAAAUCCAGACUUUAGAGAAGAAAGAAAGGGAGUAUGCUAAUUUUGUCAGGAAUCAUUACCUUCAACAGUAUCAUAGAGAAGAGGCACAGGUUCGCAAUUUGGUAUUUGAGAAGGCGACAUUGAUUUGCAGUACGAUUGGCAGUUCCUACGCGUUUCCGAGCCGCAAACUACAGCUUAAAUUUAAAUGCUGUAUCAUUGACGAAGCCACGCAGGCUACCGAACCGGAUACACUGCUUCCCUUGACGCAGGAUGUUAACAAAUUUAUCCUGGUUGGCGAUACACGCCAAUUACCUCCACAUCAAACUCUUGUUCCGAAAGAAUAUCUUUUCUCGCGUUCGUUAUUUGUCCGGUUACAGAAAGUACUACGCGAUGCUCCAUCUCACAAUGCUUUACAUUUGCUGGACACGCAGUAUCGCAUGCGCGAAGAGAUUUGUUCUUUCCCAAAUCGACAGUUUUACUGCGAUAAACUUAUUACACAUCCGCAGCCGUGCCGCGAAGACAUAAAAACUCUCGCGCCGUAUUUAGUUUUUGAAGUGAACGAAGGCAAUAAGACAAAAACUUAUGUGAAUUUAAAAGAAAUCGAAGCAAUUCUGAUGAUUUUAUUAACCAUAAGUAGGCUUAAACUAGAAAGUCAACUUACCAUCGGUAUUAUAACACCAUACAAUGAGCAGCGCAUCGAAUUACAGAAGCAAUUGGAAACUUUAAAUUUGAACAGGCGUAUGAAAGUGUUGGUCAACACUAUUGACGGUUUUCAAGGACAAGAACAGGAUAUUAUUCUGUUGUCGUUGGUUUUAAGGAUGGCGAACAGCUUCGUCAACGAUGCGCAGCGUUUAAACGUGGCGCUGACGCGCGCGCGCAGUUGUCUCUACGUGUUCGGAUCGCCCAUUCUAUUCGAAAGCGGCUCUCAUACGCAGCUUGAAAAAGGACGCCAUUGAUAGAGAAAUGUAUGUGCGUUUACCGCAAUACUUCGAUCCCAAUUCGUUUCAAUAUUGUCUCUUUCGAUAAACACUGGGAUAGUUAAUACUUGUGCACUGUAUCAGUGAGCAACCUCUGGCCAGUGAUUGAUAUCUUUACUUGUUUCGUUAUUUUUGAUAUUUAUGUGCAGAUUUGAAGUCUGUGGCGUUGAAAUUCAUUUUUAUAUUUAUGACUUGAGACUGUAUCUCAGCCUAGUGAACAAACCACGUGAUUAAAUUGUUCUAGGCGUAUAGUUUCUUUGUUUUUCUAUAAUUGAAAUAAAUUCUACUUUUGUCAUAA
Dalotia coriaria is the source of this 1885-nucleotide messenger RNA. Its product is annotated as probable helicase senataxin. Bases 1 to 1566 code for a protein of 521 amino acids. The record is from RefSeq and is a predicted model, not a curated record. Lineage: Eukaryota; Metazoa; Arthropoda; Insecta; Coleoptera; Staphylinidae. Gene Ontology annotation, molecular function: helicase activity. The transcript is spliced from 6 exons.